Messenger RNA from Mesitornis unicolor (brown roatelo), 710 nucleotides. It is a transcript of the gene ISCA1, whose product is annotated as iron-sulfur cluster assembly 1. Gene Ontology annotation, molecular function: 2 iron, 2 sulfur cluster binding. NCBI's taxonomy places the organism in Eukaryota, Metazoa, Chordata, Aves, Mesitornithiformes, Mesitornithidae. Gene Ontology annotation, biological process: iron-sulfur cluster assembly. The record is from RefSeq and is a predicted model, not a curated record. Gene Ontology annotation, cellular component: cytoplasm; mitochondrion. The annotation marks the transcript as partial. The transcript has 3 exons.
ACCCCAUCAGCUGUUCAGAAGAUAAAACAGCUUCUUAAAGAUAAACCUGAGCAUGUAGGUGUGAAAGUAGGUGUUCGUACAAGAGGAUGCAAUGGUCUUUCUUACACGUUAGAAUAUACAAAAUCAAAAGGAGACUCUGAUGAAGAAGUAAUCCAAGAUGGAGUUAGAGUGUUUAUUGAGAAAAAGGCACAGCUGACACUUCUAGGAACUGAAAUGGACUAUGUGGAAGACAAACUGUCCAGUGAAUUUGUCUUCAAUAAUCCAAACAUCAAAGGAACAUGUGGCUGUGGAGAAAGCUUUAACAUCUGAAAUCUCAGGACUACUUCUUUGACUUUGAAAACCCCAAAACACUUACUGUUAUGGCUUUUGGAAGCAAAUGCAUUUUCUUCAGGUUUGUGGGCAGUGUAAAGUGUGGAUACCAUUAAGAAAAAUAAAUCAUUUUGAAAAUGUAAAUUGGGUAUUAAAUUCCAUCAUUGAUGUAGUUAUGCUGUAAUCUGUGAUAAGUUGGGAUCCAAAAGGUAAGAACAGUAAGAGCUGUAGUAACAUCUCUCUGCUUUCACAAGCCAAGGAAAUAAAAUCUCACUGUUCUUUUCCUUUGUCAUUUUCUUUGUUCACUGUAAUUACACUUCCCUAUCCAGACCCCAUUUGAAUAUAUUGCCUAUGUGUUCUGCUUUGAUUUGGGGAUAGAAAAAAAAAGCAAAAACCAAAAA